This is a messenger RNA of Knipowitschia caucasica, 1101 nucleotides long. The record is from the annotation of a GenBank genome assembly. Lineage: Eukaryota; Metazoa; Chordata; Actinopteri; Gobiiformes; Gobiidae.
AUGAGUAGCGGAACCCCGUACAUUGGCAGCAAAAUAAGUUUAAUAUCCAAAGCACAGAUCCGUUAUGAGGGCAUACUGUCUACGGUGGACACGGACAGGUCUACGGUGGCUUUGGCCAAAGUAAAGUCGUACGGAACAGAAGACCGACACACUGACAGACCAGUGCCGUCCAAAGAUGAGGUGUACGAGUUCAUCAUCUUCAGAGGAAGUGAUAUCAAAGACAUCACUGUGUCUGAGCCUCCCAAGCAGCACCACGGGCUGCCACGUGAUCCUGCCAUUGUACAGUCUUCUGUCGGGAACUCGUCUGGAUACCACCCUCGCUGGAGCCCAUAUAGGGACAUGAUGCCCAACUACAACCAGUUAGCAGCCAGCACCCUACUGAAUCAGCAGUACAAUGCAGCUCUAGGACUAGGUGUUCAUGGCUUUCCAACCAGAAGAGCACCCAUGGUUGAACAGGCCGUGCAGACGGUGCCACUGGCCACUGCUGGUCAGAAGAAGGGGAAGGUCCCAGUCCAACAACUGGGCCGACAGACUGGUGUCCGUUCCAGCCAACAGCAGGACAACUCUCAAACACCCAGACAGAAGGAAAAUGUUCCUUCUAAUCGGACAUCUUCUCAACAAAGUGCUUCUAAAGUUCAAACUCAAGCGGACAACCAAAAACGGCGCCAGAAACAAGCUAAUCGCAGAUCCAGAAACCGAAGUAAAGGACAACUUUUGGUGAAGAACUCAAAGGCCAACACUUUACAGUUUGAGUCUGACUUUGAUUUUGAAACUGCAAAUGCUCAGUUUAAGGAUGAUCUCACUAAAGAAGUUGAAGUUGAGAAGGUGGAAUCUGGGGAGGCUGAAAGCAGCCCAGCCAUUCAGGAAAAGGAAAGCAUUGGAGAAAAAUACUAUGACAAAACAAAGUGCUUCUUUGACAACAUCUCCUCAGAUCUCAAGCCCAGGAGAACCACUUGGGCUGAGGAGAAGAAGCUGAACAUGGAAACCUUUGGGGUCCCCGGGCGCUUCCUGCGAGGAAGAGGUUUCCGUGGCAGAGGACGCAGAGGCCAGAGCAACACUGAGCAGAGGCCCCUCCCAAAAGUUGGUAGUGGGAGGGUGUAA